AUGGUCACGGCAGAACAACCGAAUGAUUUGGAGCAGAUAAAAGAAACAGAUCAGAAGAAAUUUGAAAGAUGGAGAAAAAGCUUAAUGUAUAUCACUGGUAUAGGCUUGACAGAAAAAGAGAAAAACGAGUAUAAACUUAAGUCCGAGAAUAAUGUUGAGGAAUAUCAGUGUAGAAAAUGCGAAAAGUGGCGAGACAAAUUAUUGAAAAGAAGUCCAAUAGUAAUAUUUAUGUUAAAGUCCUUAGAAGAGGCUGGGUGUAAAAUCGAAAAAAAACAUUUUAAAUGCUUGCCAUGUGACAAUACACGUAGUGGGGGGUUUUCACCGGCUCACGGUAUACUUUUAUGUCAGAACAGAUUUUUCAGUAAGGGUCACGCUGAGGACACAAUGGUACAUGAGAUGAUGCAUCUCUAUGACCACUGUCGAUUUAAGGUGGACUGGAAUAAUUGUUAUCAUCAUGCAUGUAGUGAGGUUAGGGCAGCAUCUCUGAGUGGUGACUGUCGUUGGACGCGUGAAAUUAGACGAGGAUUCUUUGGUUUUACGAAACAACAUCAGGCUUGCGUGAAAAGACGAGCCAUACUAUCACUCCAAAACAAUGCGCUUUGUUCUGCACCGGGACUGGCAGAAAAAGUUGUAUCCGAGGUUUUUGAGAGUUGUUUCAACGAUACGCGACCGUUUGAUGAAAUUUAUUAA
Molecule: messenger RNA, 690 nt
Organism: Acaulospora morrowiae
Lineage: Eukaryota; Fungi; Glomeromycota; Glomeromycetes; Diversisporales; Acaulosporaceae
Source: the annotation of a GenBank genome assembly